CGUGUGGAAAGUUUACCGGCUCGGGUGCAAAGUUUCAGCCGUCUGCAAACCGAACCGGAGCUCGUCGUCGGUUCAACGUAUCUGGAAUAUAAGCGGGCGGUCGACGACGACAGUUUCAUUUAACACGGUAACUAGUGUUUAAUUUUACCCGGUUGUUUGUUUAAAGGAAGUAUCCUGAGUGAUGCUGCCGUCGCUUCAUCACAGACGCUGUUAGCAUCGACUGUAUUGUCUCAGCUAGCUCAGUUAGCUCGAGAGCUAGCGGAGAGCGAACUAUCGAACGUCGCCGCGAACUAACUCGCCUGUGAAGAAGAAGAAGAAGGAGAAGGAGGAAAAUGACUUGCGAACCGAACCGCGCCAGGCUGCUCUGCAUGCUCUCCUUGACUUUCGGGUUCUUCAUCGUGGAGGUGGUGGUCAGCCGGAUGACCUCCUCCUUAUCGAUGCUGUCGGACUCCUUCCACAUGCUGUCGGACGUCAUCGCGCUGGUCGUCGCUCUGGUCGCGGUGCGCUUCGCCGAGAAGACCGAGUCGACCAACAAGAACACGUUCGGCUGGAUCCGCGCGGAGGUGAUGGGCGCGCUGGUGAACGCGGUGUUCCUCACGGCGCUGUGCUUCACCAUCGUGCUCGAGGCGGUGGAGCGCUUCACGCAUCCGCAAGAGAUCGAGAGCCCGCUGAUGGUGGCCGGGGUCGGUGCUGCGGGGCUGCUGGUCAACCUGCUGGGGCUCUGUCUGUUCCACGGACACGCUGGAGGAGGAGGACACGGGCACUCACACGGAGGAGGAGGAGGAGGAGGAGGAGGUCACUCUCACGGGAGUAAGAACAGGAACAAGAGAGGGAAGACCCAGAAGGCUGGAAACGGAUCCUCAUCAGGAGAGGAGACCAACAACCUGGUGGGGAACCACAACAGCCCCAGAAAUGAAAUCAGCUGUAAAGACGGCACAGAUGUGCAGAUGAAUGGCAACACCCACUAUGAGGAGAUGGACCAUGAACACGAAGCGGCGUCGCAGCUCAACAUGCGCGGCGUCUUCCUGCACGUGUUGGGUGACGCCCUCGGCUCUGUCAUCGUGGUGGUCAAUUCUCUCAUAUUCACCUUUGUGUGGCAGCCCUGCAUAGACGGUGAGACGUGUAUUAAUCCGUGCAUCGACAGCCACACCACGGACCACCAGCAUGUCAACCACACGCUGGUCGACCUGCUGGACGGCCCCACCAUGUCGGCCAUGAAGUUCGCCGGCCCAUGCUGGGUCCUCUACCUGGAUCCCACGCUCUGUAUCAUCAUGGUGUGCAUCCUGCUGUACACCACCUACCCGCUGCUCAAAGAGUCGGCGCUCAUCCUGCUGCAGACCGUGCCCAAGCAGAUCAACAUGCACCGGCUCAACGAGCGUCUGCUCGGCCUGGAGGGCGUCCUGGCCAUCCACGAGCUGCACAUCUGGCAGCUGGCCGGCAGUCGCAUCAUCGCCACGGCGCACAUCAAGUGCCACGACCCCACGUCCUACAUGGAGGUGGCCAAGCGCAUCAAGGACUUCUUCCACGACGAGGGCAUCCACGCCACCACCAUCCAGCCCGAGUUCGUCACGUUCAACUCGGAGUCUCGGGACUCGCUCUGCGAGCUCUCCUGUCGGACUCAGUGUGCUCCCAAGCUGUGCUGCGGCUCCGCAGACAAACAGAACGCUGAUAAGAAGGCCGGCGGUGAGUGCAAGGCUGCCGCCGCCGCCUCGGCCCUGGAGGUGAUCAGCGAGACCCCGGACCAGGCCGCUGGCGUUGAGGUGCUCCCUCGGUCCGAGGCCGAGAUCACCAUCGCUAGAGAGGUGGAGUCGUCUCUGUGAGAUGGAGGGGGUAGAGAGAAACAGAGGGGAAGCUGGAAAACCACCAUACCAGACUGAAAUCACUGUCAUGUUAUCUUUCUGACCGCUCGUGGCCCUACCAAGAGAUCAUUUUCCAUAACUUUUAUUCUCCGUCAUCACCCCCCCUAUUACGGCUGCUCUGUGUUCAUGCAUUUGAGCCAUUUCUUUCUCUGUAUACCUAUCUCCCCCUUCCCUCCCUCCCAGCCUCUCCUCUGUCUCUUGUCGCCCUGGCAGUAUGGUGGCGAUGCAUGUCGGGGUUCACUGACCUUAUCUCCUCCAGGACUGGAGCGAGGCCUGCAUGAGUGUCCCUCAUUAGCACCGUGUUGUGAUGCGUCAUCUCGUCCCAAUGGUGUUUCUGUGUGCCAAAGCUUCUCACUGCAGGACUUGAAGGGAUCUGAGAGACCGUCCUCUCCUCCAAAAAGGACACACUCAACACAUGCAAGUCGGAGCACACAUCACUAGGUUAUGUUGUUUAGCCUUUGGACCUGUUGGCAAACACCUUAUUUGUUUGUUUUUUUGCGUAGGCUUUGAGCAGAUCUAUUUUCUUACCCUCUGGCCCCAAAUGGAAGAGUAUUGUAUUGCAUAAUAAUUUAACUAUUUUUAAGUUAUUAGAAAUGAUCUAUUUCUCUCUGUAGAUGCUGUUUGUAAUAUUUAGUUUGGAUGAUAGAAAACAUUUUUUUUUUCUGUCUUGAAUUUUUUGACAGACCAUCUAUGCUGUAGUCAGUUUUUUUUCAAAUGUGACAUUUUAUAUAAUGAUUUCUCAAGACUUUUCUCUCUGGCCUUGACUCGGUUUUACUCGCAGUCAUUAGUACGAUACAGACGCCGUAUCAACACCUCUCUCACCUUGCCUUUUAAAUACAGAAAACCUGCUGUGUUUAUAGCAUUAAAGUAGUUGACACAGUGUAAACGAACCUCUUGCAUUGACGCAGUCACCUAAAUGUUUAUUCAUAAAUGUGAUGCCAGAGGGUUGGGUGUGUUGUGAGGUAAUGAGCACUGUAAGCUGUUAAUGAAACAACAUUCUCCGGAUGAAUCUGUACUGGAAAGCUUUCUGGUGAUGGCUGUAGAUUUUCAUUUAAAAACCCUCACGAAUGUGUUCGGCACCAUGUCACAAUCUACGCUGAGGGAGGUUUUAUAUUUCCAGGACGUUCUUCUAUGUUUGCAUGACCAAACUGAGUGAAACCUGGACGUUCAGGAGCUCCUCUAAGAGCUCCAGUUGCUGCUUACCAGUACCUGCUGGUAUCCCCCAACAUUUCUCAUAACCAUGUAGGGAAUGACUGACCUUCUAGCUCGUCGUCUGCCCUCUGCUUUGGGCAGCUGAGCAGGCUGUUUCUGCUGAAUUGAAGUCCGUAUGGUGGCCUUUUGAAAUUGAUUCCCUCAUCGUUCACCACAGAUAUCAUUUAAAGGCGAUCCAUCGACGUGUUUCAGAUCUACACUCCUGAGUAAAUGUGUAUGCAAUAUAGAAAUAUGUGCUGGGAAAUGUAUUUUGACGCGUUCCUUCAUUUGUAAUGUUCGGUCACUUUUAUUCCGUGUCUUUUAAGACUUGAGCUCUAUGUGCAAAUUGAAACGAGUGUUUUUUAAUUUUAGAUAUGACAUGUCAACUGAUGUGUUUUUGAUAUACUAUAUAUAUAUCUACAGUACCUGUCCAAUGUGUCAUUGUGAAAUAAAAAAAAAAAAUAUGGCUGUUUGGUACAGUUGAUGAACCCAAA
Molecule: messenger RNA, 3544 nt
Organism: Sebastes umbrosus (honeycomb rockfish)
Lineage: Eukaryota; Metazoa; Chordata; Actinopteri; Perciformes; Sebastidae
Gene: slc30a1a
Product: solute carrier family 30 member 1a
Exons: 2
Coding region: 333-1820 (495 amino acids)
Biological process (GO): zinc ion transmembrane transport; intracellular zinc ion homeostasis; detoxification of zinc ion
Cellular component (GO): Golgi apparatus; membrane; endoplasmic reticulum
Molecular function (GO): zinc ion transmembrane transporter activity; calcium channel inhibitor activity
Source: RefSeq, a predicted model, not a curated record